Molecule: messenger RNA, 2727 nt
Organism: Frieseomelitta varia
Lineage: Eukaryota; Metazoa; Arthropoda; Insecta; Hymenoptera; Apidae
Product: zinc finger protein 771-like
Exons: 2
Coding region: 1-444 (147 amino acids)
Source: RefSeq, a predicted model, not a curated record
AUGUCGUCGUCAUCACCCGAAGACAACGCGAAUCUUGAAGUUUCAGGUUUCUACGCUGCGGCGCCACAAUUGGAUCUAAACUUCGUUUUACAAUCUUGUAAAGCAUUCGAGAACGAGGGAAGCAACAGGGAAGUUGGUCAGACUGAUCCCAGUGGCGCGUCCGUGCCGAGAUCUCUGCCGAAUUACUAUGCACGGGUGAAGAACACGUACGCGAAGGGAUCGUUCGCUGACUGCUUCAGAAAGCCAUUCGGUUGCCCGAAAUGCGGAAGAUGUUUCACCGUGAAGGGCAACAUGACCAGGCAUCUCAAGUACGAGUGCGGCCAAGCACCGAGAUUCCAGUGUCCUUACUGCGAGUUCCGUAGCAAACAAACGUCCAACGUGAUGUCUCAUAUCCGUACCAGGCACACAGGUCAGACAGUUUACGUGGUGCAUCUCGAAAACUGAAGGGUCACCGGCAGUCGAGAAGAUAUGACCCGAGAGAUUUAAGUUCGUGUUCUUCUUGCUUGCUGGAAAAAGAAAAACGAACAACGUCGUAAGAAGAAAAGAGAGAGAGAGAGAGAGAGAGAAAGAAAGAAGAAGAAAAGAAAAAAAAAAAAACGGCCGAGAGAAGGCGACGCGAGGUGCGAGUGUUCGAUUAUUUUACAAAGUCACAAGACAAUCGACCGCUUUUCGCGUUAAUGGUUCCCUACGGCAGACUCGAUCUCCGUCCCUUUCGAGAUCCAUCUGUCGUUGAUGAAGUGUCUCAAAAGCUUGCUGUUCGCUUUGGAAACGUACAUAGGUAUCUCCGAACGAACGCAACCUCUUGCGAUUUUCCCUCGAUUAGAAAAAUAAUUUAUACACACACUUUACAUACAUACGUACAUGUAUACAUACAUAUGUAUGUACACACACACACACACACACACACGCAUGCACACACGUACAUACACACGUGCAAUGUUCCUGUAAUCGUGAUACAAUCGGCCAUGAUUCUGACGAAAAAAUAAAUCGCAAGAGAAAAGAAUAACUUUAUUUGUUUAAGGCUUCCGAAAAUGAUCAAGUUUGAAGAUUCAUCGCUUAUACUUAAAUUUAGCUAAUUAUGGACUAGUCGGAAGUGACUAAUCAAGAUACUAACGAUACAAUUUUCUCACGACGUUUUCAACAAAGCGUUACGUUUGAAAAUUUACUAACAAGUCAAUUUGUAACACGCUUGCAAUGCUAAUUCUUAACCAAACAUGUUUGAACUUUGUUUUCGUGGAAAUGGGACCUUAAAUAACAAAGUUCUACUCUACGUUUUUCACUUAAUUUCGCAAUAAGAAAGAACAAUCAUUCCUGUCCAAUUCGUAAUUAGCCAGAUUCGUAAAUAAUCCCGUGAAAUUUUCAAACUCAAUUUCCUCGAAGAAAGUGAAAGCAAAUCGUGUAUGAAAAAAUUGCAUUCUUUCCUUUCAGUUUAUUUCUACGUGCGGAAUCACUCUAGUCGCUUGCACGAUCGCAGGUGUAUCCUGUAUAUCUAUACACACUGACACACGCCCACAUUUACUUGCCCACGUCACACGUAUAUACGAAUACCAUAUGUGCAUAUAAUAUAUAUGAUACAUAUAUUUUCCGUUGUUAUUAAAUUUUUAAAUGUUUUAUAAAAUUAAAGAAUGAUCGUUUACGAGAUCUCUUAUCGUGGAACGAAACAAUGCUCAAAAUGAAUCUCGAAUUUUAGGGUAUUGCGAUCGCCCGGUUAGUUAGUUUGUUGCACGUUGAAAUUGCUCGUGUUUUUUACGAAUGGUUUUUGUCGUUGACGACGGCAGUUUACUCGAGAGAAGUCGAGAACGGAAAGAUGUUUCAAGUACAACUGUGUUUAAAGUUCCACGAUGCGUACGCGCCAUCGCGCGAAACGUUCUUCGAUUCCUAGACGUCCUAUUAGAUGAAAUUGUAUGUUUUCUAAAGUGGAGAGAGAGAGAGAGAGAGAGAGAGAGAGAGAAAUAGAAAAGAAAGAGAAAUCGAUGGAAACGCUAGUAAUAAUAAUAAUAAUAAAAAUAAUAAUAAUAACGACAUCCUUAACGUUCAUAGUAGCGAAAGAAAUCGACUUUAACGGACUUUCAUUGUCGACGAAAUCAAGCGAGCUAUAUAGGAUCAGGAGAUAGAAAGGGAGAAAAAGGAGAGUAAAUGCGUGUUCAUCAAAUACUAUUUAAAAAAAAAAAAAAAAGUUGUUUCGGAUAAUUCUGUGUCCGGCAUAUUGUUGGAUGUUUGCGGAAUAAAACAGAGAGGAGACGUGUACCGUUUGAUCGAUCGGCACGUUCUCUAUUUCAAGACUGAAUGGUACAGGGUGAAAACGGUCGAGGCAAAAUGUGUUCUUUCGCUUUUGUUUCUCGUCGAAACGAAUGAAAGAAUUGCGAUGAGAGAUAAUACUGAGCAUUUAAGGCUUUGAAAAUCGAACGAGCUGAGAGAACAGCCGGCGUACAAACUUACGAAUGUUUGGUGUACAGCCAUUCACUUCGCCAGAAGCACCGCCGCGCUUCGAGACGUUAUCUUCGAUUUCCAUUUUCUUCUACCUGCACAUAGACGUUAGUGGCCGACUGUUUUUGUUGCUGUGAUAUAAUUAAUGAUGUUGUAGCGUUAAGUGCGUUUAUUGAUAACUGUGUGCGCCCGAUAACAAGUACGAACAAGUUGUUCUUUCUCCGUUUGGUCGGUCGCGUACGACCGAUCAUUUCCUUCGGGACAUUGACUAAAAAAUAAAUGUUCGCGAAUUACAUUCGA